GUCAAUUUUUUUUAAUUAUUUACCAAUCCAUUAUUCUGACAUUAGCAAAAUUUUAUUAAAAGAUUUACAACAAAAUGACAGGGAUCCCAAAAUCUUUUAAAAGUUUCAUUAAAACGAACCUAAUAGUUGUGCAAUCGCUACAAGCUGGAAGUUUGAUGGCCUUAGGGGAUGUAAUCGCCCAAUUUGCAAUAGAAAGAAAAAAACAAUACGAUGUUAUGAGAACCUUAAGAUUCGGGGCGUUAGGAGUUGGUUUGGUGGGUCCUAGCGUGGCAAUGUGGUACAAAUUUCUAUCGAAAAUGAUCAGGCCGGACGAUAAGACGGCGGCGUUUAAAAAAGUCGCAUUGGACCAAUUCAUGUUCGCUCCCUGUUUUCUACCCGUCUUCUUAAUAGCCCUCAAUACGCUGAAGGGUAACGACUGGCAAACAACUAAAGCAGAAAUUAAGGACAAAUACUUCGAUAUAAUGAUAACGAAUUACCAAGUAUGGCCGCUGGUGCAGUUUAUUAAUUUCAAAUUCAUGCCGUUGCAAUAUCAAGUUCUCAUGAACCAAUCCGUUGGUUUGUUUUGGAAUUCGUAUCUUUCGUGGAAAACCCAAUUAUCAAAAAAAAUUAUUAAAUAGUUAAAUAACAAUAGUAACUAGAAUAAUAUCUACCUAUAAAGUUAAUACAUU
Molecule: messenger RNA, 668 nt
Organism: Phyllotreta striolata
Lineage: Eukaryota; Metazoa; Arthropoda; Insecta; Coleoptera; Chrysomelidae
Source: the annotation of a GenBank genome assembly